GCCGCUUCUGCCCCAUUUCUGCAACGGCGAUGGCGACGCCCCGCGCCCUCGCCCUCGCCUGCCUCCUGCAAGCCGGAUCGGCUCUCUUCGCCGACCAGGGCUGCUUCGUGAAACCGGAAUGGACCGUGGACCUAGCGUGGCCGGAGACCCGCAUCAGCGUCUGGUCAAGUCCUGGCCACACAUCCAGGAUCUUCGAACUGCAGGUGCACUUCAAGAACACUCUGAAGUCUUACGAUAGACUGAUCAUCACUCCCCAGCAGAUCAAACUGGAGAGGACGCGGGACAUUAUGCUGCAGGAGCCCCUGCUGUUUGACUUCGAGGCUUCCUCUGGGGAAGGAUGGCGAGAGUACGUGUUCUCGGCGAGGGAGGAUUACGCCCUCACCUCCGUCCGGCACAAGAAGACCAUCUCGAUGAAUACAACGAAAGACCUCCAUCCCGGCUCUGUCUCUGUCAAAGGCAGCAACGUUACCCUAAAUUGCCAGUCUCGUGUCCGGGUGUGGCGCGUGACGGCAGAACCCGUCACGGUCCCCUUAGACGGGUCCGGGAGGUACUCGCUCAGCGUCUUCUCGAACCAAGACAUUUCUCCGACCUUCACUCUGGACAAGGAGAGGAUCCCUCUCUCGUGGGCCCGACCUGGUCUGGUCGCCGGCAACGACACUGGCCAAGCCCUCCCGCGCUUCCUGCAGCACAACAUGACUUUAUCGUGCUCCCAAGAAGGCAACACGAAGUCUGUUUGUAGCGUGAAGACUGAGGCAUCCGGCUUCCAGCUCUACCAGAACAAGUACCCGAGAUUCCUGGGGGUCGAGGGCCGUGCUGGAGACGAUUUCUUCCUCCUUUUACUGCAAGACGAAGCGCAGAUCCUUCCGUGUUCCAGCCACGGGUUUGCCAUCGCAACAUACGUCCUGGUCGCAGCACUCGUUUUGGUGAUUCUUGGAACUGGGAUCAUAGCUUGCCGUCUGGUGAUUUCUAAAAAAAACGAUCGCAAAUGGAAACCUCGAGACACAGAGAAUGCCGCAGAGGAACGAAAACUUUUGAGUUCAGACAAUUCUGUCUAACAAGAG
Messenger RNA from Penaeus indicus, 1061 nucleotides. RefSeq lists its product as uncharacterized. Lineage: Eukaryota; Metazoa; Arthropoda; Malacostraca; Decapoda; Penaeidae. The transcript has 6 exons. Bases 30 to 1055 code for a protein of 341 amino acids. The record is from RefSeq and is a predicted model, not a curated record.